Dreissena polymorpha is the source of this 435-nucleotide messenger RNA. RefSeq lists its product as uncharacterized. Bases 1 to 435 code for a protein of 144 amino acids. The transcript has 6 exons. The record is from RefSeq and is a predicted model, not a curated record. Lineage: Eukaryota; Metazoa; Mollusca; Bivalvia; Myida; Dreissenidae.
AUGAAGCUGCAGCCGGACCUUGCAACGAUUAAGGAGGUUAUACAGAUAAUGAAGGCGCGUCCAGUUCGAGGCACUAUAGUUGACAAGGCAGUGUAUGACCAUUGGAAGCCUCAUCCUGACGUCUCCUCUAACCCAGCGCAGAAACACAGAGCAUUAUGUUUUGGAGAGAAGAAAGAGAAGAAAGGUGGUCAAGGUUCAGUUGAGUCUACUGAGUCCCAGAACAGGUUCUUGCCAUACUGGAAUUACUUGUAUUUGUGGGCUUGCAUGAUGCGUAAACAUGAGUUGGCGGAAAUACUCUUGCGAAAAGUGGAGAAUCCGAUCGCCAUGGCUCUGAUAACAUAUAAUUUGUUGAAGGCUGUGGAACGACAAACAGACGACAAAGUGCUAAAGACUGAUCUUCAGAAAUACAUAAAACGAAGGAGUCUUGGCCACUGA